Piliocolobus tephrosceles (Ugandan red Colobus) is the source of this 2679-nucleotide messenger RNA. It is a transcript of the gene CFAP298, whose product is annotated as cilia and flagella associated protein 298. The record is from RefSeq and is a predicted model, not a curated record. Gene Ontology annotation, biological process: regulation of cilium movement. NCBI's taxonomy places the organism in Eukaryota, Metazoa, Chordata, Mammalia, Primates, Cercopithecidae.
AUGUGGAGCGGUUGUGGGGCGGCAGUUGCGGAACUCGGCGUGUAUGUUGCCUGCCGUCCCUCCCAUUCCCCAUCUAGUAACUCCCACCUCAGCCCACGUAUCUCCCUGAGGAAUCUCGGACCCAAUACCAGUCGAUUGGGAGGUCCACCCUCCACUUCAGCGGCUUGGUCUGUGUUUGGGAAGUUGCCACGACAACAGUCACUUCCGGGAGGGGGAUCUGCGAGUCUUCUUCCGUCGGUCCGGCCAGAAAUAGCUGCCCUCUCAGGCUGUGUGGGUGGUUUCCCCGCCUGCAGCUACAGGGCGUAGAUUGCUGGGCCUCAGUGCACCACAGCCUCCGCUACUCGGGUUCUGAGCUAGAGCUGGAGGCUCUUUGACUCUGUUUCACUGUUGCUGCUAGCAACAUCCACUUCCGGGAGCGAGUGCCGUUUCCCUCGCUCACUGCGGGCUCGGGAGCGUGGGGUUCGGGCCCCUGAACGGUGGCUGUUAGUGCGUCGCCGCUGCUGGCGAUCCGGCGACCCUCGGCCGGCCGGAUCCGCGGGCCACGCAGCCCGGGCCUUCUCACCACCUCAGUGCCUCGGCGGGACCGCCAUGGUUCUGCUGCACGUGAAGCGGGGCGACGAGAGCCAAUUCCUGCUGCAGGCGCCUGGGAGCACCGAGCUGGAGGAGCUCACGGUGCAGGUGGCCCGGGUCUAUAAUGGGCGGCUCAAGGUGCAGCGCCUCUGCUCAGAAAUGGAAGAAUUAGCUGAACAUGGCGUAUUUCUCCCUCCUAAUAUGCAAGGACUGACUGAUGAUCAGAUUGAAGAAUUGAAAUUGAAGGAUGAAUGGGGUGAAAAAUGUGUACCCAGCGGAGGUGCAGUAUUUAAAAAGGAUGAUAUUGGACGAAGGAAUGGGCAAGCUCCAAAUGAGAAAAUGAAGCAAGUGUUAAAGAAGACUAUAGAAGAAGCCAAAGCAAUAAUAUCUAAGAAACAAGUGGAAGCCGGUGUCUGUGUUACUAUGGAGAUGGUGAAAGAUGCCUUGGAUCAGCUUCGAGGCGCGGUGAUGAUUGUUUAUCCCAUGGGGUUGCCACCGUAUGAUCCCAUCCGCAUGGAGUUUGAAAAUAAGGAAGAUUUGUCGGGAACGCAGGCAGGGCUCAACGUCAUUAAAGAAUCAGAGGCGCAGCUGUGGUGGGCAGCCAAGGAGCUGAGAAGAACAAAGAAGCUUUCAGACUACGUGGGGAAAAAUGAAAAAACCAAAAUUAUCGCCAAGAUUCAGCAAAGGGGACAGGGAGCUCCAGCCCGAGAGCCUAUUAUUAGCAGCGAGGAGCAGAAGCAGCUGAUGCUGUACUAUCACAGAAGGCAAGAGGAGCUCAAGAGAUUGGAAGAAAAUGAUGACGACGCCUGUUUAAACUCACCAUGGGCAGAUAACACUGCUUUGAAAAGACAUUUUCAUGGAGUAAAAGACAUAAAGUGGAGACCAAGAUGAAGUUCACCAGCUGAUGACGCUUCCAAAGAGAUUAGCUCACCUUUCUCCUAGGCGAUUAUAAUUUUUAAAAGGCCACUUUCCACCCUCUGUAAAAGAUGUUAACAUUUCUAGUUUUCUUAGUUUUCUUUUAGUGUGAAUUUUUAAAAUAGCAGUUCUUCAAGGUUUUAGAACUUAAUAAAUACAUAAUCAUAAGAAAAUGUGUAAAUCGUUUCUGUUUCAGGACUGUUUAGUAUGUCACGGCUUUCUUUGAUAAAAUACUAAACUUUUUUCUUCCUUCCUGAUUGUUUCAUAUUCUCAUGACAACUGGUUUAUUGGAGGAAAGCUGAUGACAGGCAGUGACCACUAGAGGCCGCCAGGCCCUCAGCGUGCUUUUUCUCCUGGGCCUCUUUGUAGAUCUGUUGCAAGCCAAACUCCCAGCCUUGCUGGAGAGACUUCUCUAACCCUGCUGCGGGAUCUAACUGUAGCUAGGCGUCGCCCGGCCUUGCAGGUGAAGUUUACCUCCUGGUUGAUGCCUCUCUAGACUUGUAUUCUGGGAGCGAAAGCUACAACCGUGAUGGAAGUUGAGUAGCAAACUCAUCUGACCUUGAAACUUAAAUUCUCCUGGAGUUUCUCAGCGUCUCAAGUCUCCUUCAUCAGAAGGACACCAUCAGCCUAAGUAUCUAGGACACCAUUGAGUUUAAAGACUCCAACUCAUCAUCACUGUAAACCAUCCAAGUAGCCUGCAAACCCUGGCACUUUAGCAUCUGCAAGGCACCUGCCAGACCACCUGUGGCAACCAGAAAUGGCCCAGACAUUUCCUCAUGCUUGACUUUUGGUGCCUAGGGUCCUCUUCUCCUGGUUGCAGGGAACUUGGCGUAGGGAAAGAAAUGAGGGAAAGCGAAGGACGCGUGGCAUCUUCCUGCCUUGGCGCCUGUGCUCCCCACCAUCCUGCAAAGAGGAACCCUGGGAGCUAGUGGAGGUGGCAGGGCUUUGGUUCCUGCCUGCUGCCAGGCGGCCUUGCCCAGGGGAUGGGUUCCAGACCUGAGAGCAAAGCUCUGUUCUCUAAAGUGCAUUGUGGUUGACUGCAUCUUGUGCCUUACUCUUUUGGUUGAUUUUCAAAUUUUGUAAAAGCAAAUUUGCAUCUAUUUUCUCUUUUACUUGGUUAUAGUUUUAAAUGUCUCUAUGAAAGGGUUUUGACCUUGGAUGAUGUAGAGUAUGCAGUAAGAUGCUGCGAUUUUA